Messenger RNA from Oikopleura dioica, 747 nucleotides. The record is from the annotation of a GenBank genome assembly. Lineage: Eukaryota; Metazoa; Chordata; Appendicularia; Copelata; Oikopleuridae.
AUGAAGUUCGCCGCAGGAAUCCUCGCCGCCACCAAUGCCCUGUCCCCCGUUCCCGUCAUCAUCGGCGGCAGCAUUGUCAAGCCCAACUCUGAGCCAUACAUCCUCUCUCUCCAGCGAAGUGGAUCCCACUUCUGCGGUGGCUCCCUCGGCACUUUCGUCUCCAAGGGUAUCACCGCCGCCCACUGCUUCUAUAACAGUGGCGUCACCGCCGUCGCAGGUGCUCACAACAUUCGAGUCAACGAGAACACCACCCAGAAAAGAACCGUUUCUACUUUCCGACGACACCCCAACUACAACAGCCGAACUUUGAUCAACGACAUCGCUGUUCUUCUCUUCUCCUCCGCCUUCACCGUCGACACCUACGUCACUCCAAUCUCCCUCCCUCCUCACAGAAACGAGGAAUGGAUGCCAAACGGCGCUCAGGUCCGAGUCUGCGGCUGGGGCAACACCUCGACCUCUGGAUCCGCUUACCCAAGCGAACUCCACUGCGUCAAUGUCAACAUCAUCUCCAACGACAUCUGCAACACCAAAGACCGAUACGACGGAGAGAUCCUAAAGGGAAUGUUCUGCGCCGGUAUCUUGGAUGUCGGAGGCAAAGACGCUUGCCAGGGUGAUUCUGGUGGACCAGUUACCUACAACAACCAGGUCGUCGGUGCCACCUCCUGGGGAUACGGCUGCGCUCAGGCAAAAUACCCAGGUGUCUACACUGAUGUCGCCAUGUUCAAGAACUGGAUUGAUGCCCAAUAA